This is a messenger RNA of Yamadazyma jaroonii, 1827 nucleotides long. The record is from the annotation of a GenBank genome assembly. Lineage: Eukaryota; Fungi; Ascomycota; Pichiomycetes; Serinales; Debaryomycetaceae.
AUGAAUAUUAAUGUUGAUUCAGCAAAGGAUACUCUUUGUAAGAAUAUUUUAAUCUAUGGAUAUUGUAAAUAUGAGAAUAAAGGAUGUGCCUUUAGUCAUAAAGGUAAUAAAAAGGAACCUAUUGCGAGUCCUCAACCAGGUAAUGCAGAUUUAACCGGGUCAACUCCAACAGUUUCAACCCCCACUACAAAUAAGAAGAAAUUCAAUUUAAAUACACCUUCAUUUCAACCUAAAUCAGGCAAAUUCUCCCCGAAAUUGGAUAAUGUCGCUACUUUCGUCCCACAAGAUUAUGAUGGAGGAAUUAAUAGUAUUUCAAUAAGUAAUGGAGGAAAGAAAUUUAACACUUCGGCCAAUGCAUUCACUCCUAGUUCUUUGGAUAAUCCUUAUACUCCGCCAAUAAACCCAUCCAUGAGUACCACAUCAGUGAAUUCACCUAUCCAAAAUCACAUCUUACCAAAUCUGGCAGGAGGACAAUCAAUAAAUUCAAAUAAUGGUGAAAUGUAUUAUAAUCAAACCAAUUAUCCUUUAAAUUACCAUUUAUAUGCCCCAGCUCCACCACCAAACUUAAGAAUUCCUUUACCACCUUAUGAAACUAAUGCAAAUGAUAUGUUUAUACCAAAUGAUUUAAGAGAAUCAUUAACUAAAAAGAAUGCUGCUACUUUAAUGACAUUGAAUAGAAGUAAUUUACCGGAAAAUAUUAAUGUUUAUCAUUCUUUAGUACCAUUAGAUUUAGAAUCCAAGUCUAAAGUAUGGAAAUUGAAUAGUGCUAUUUUCAAAGUAUUCUCAAACAUUGAUGGUAAUGCUUAUACUUUAAGAAAGAUCGAAUUUGAUUCAACAAUUGAUUCAGAGAAUUUUAAAACCAUUAAACGUUGGAAAAGUAUCAAAAAUAGUAAUAUUGUCAAAUUACAAGAUUGUUUCACUUCAAUAGCAUUUGAUGGUUUAAAUAGUAAAUUAGUAAUGAUUUAUGAUUAUUAUCCUGAAUCUAUGACAUUAUUAGAACAACAUUUUAAUAGAAAAUUAGGUUAUAAGUUAGAACCUAUUACUGAAGAUUUAUUAUGGAUUUAUAUUAUACAAAUAACUAAUGCUUUAAUGACAAUACAUGAAAAUGGUUUAGCUGCUAGAUCAUCCUUAUCUUUAAGUAAGAUCAUUGUUACUAAUAAAAAUCGAAUCAGAUUAUCAUCAGUUGGUAUUGAUGAUAUUUUGAAUUAUGAAAAUGAUAAAGGAUAUAAUAUUAAAACCAUAAUGAGUAAUGAACAAAAACUUGAUUUAAAAAGAUUUGGUGAUAUUCUUAUUGAAUUAUGUAACUUAUUAUUACCAUUAACUCAAAGAAAUGAUUUGAAUAGUUUGAAAUCAGUUAUUUCUAAUGAUUUAUUUGAAGUUAUAUCCAAAUUAGUUAAUGAUUAUGAAUUGAUUAAUCUUGAAAAAUUCAACCAAUUUUAUUUGAGUUCCAAAACCAUUAGAUUAGUUAACAAUUUACAAGAUUCUAAUGAUUAUGUUGAAAGUCAAUUAACAAGAGAAUUGGAAAAUGCUAGAUUAUUCCGAUUAAUAACCAAAAUCAAUUUCAUUAUUGAUUCUCCUGUUUUGAACUGGGAAGAAAAUGAUAGAGUUUAUUUGAUUAAAUUGUUCCAUGAUUAUAUAUUUCAUAAAAUGAGCGAUGGUAAACCUGUGGUUGACUUAUCGAGAGUUUUAGUUAAAUUGAAUAAACUUGAUGUGGGUAUUGAAGAGAGAUUCUUAUUAAUAUCCAAAGAUGAAAAAUCUUCCAUAUUGGUAAGUUAUAAAGAAAUCCGAGAUUUAAUUGAUUCUGUAUUUAGAGAAUUAACCAAAUAG